This is a messenger RNA of Linum trigynum, 3190 nucleotides long. Lineage: Eukaryota; Viridiplantae; Streptophyta; Magnoliopsida; Malpighiales; Linaceae. The record is from the annotation of a GenBank genome assembly.
CCUCAUUAACACAAACCAUUCUGUGUCCAGAUCCCGUAGAUAUGGAUCAGAAGCAAACCCAUUCCCGUAAUAUACCCUUUUUUAUUUUCUUCCCGGCCUCUUGCAAAUUGCCAUUGCAACCGACAGCCAAUUUUCUUUAGUUUUCUUUUCCCGCAGAUUUCUUCACAAAAAAGGAAAAUUCCAAUUCCCCGUCCCCUUUCUUGCUUGCUUAUCUCAUUCCAUUCGCAUUUGUUCCUCCACAAAAAGAUUCAUCUUCUUCGCCAUUUGAGCGAACCAGCCAGAUCUUCCUUCUGGUUCUGGAGGUCCGAUUCAGCCCUCCAUCUCCGAGCUCUUCUGAAUCUCUCUUUCAGAUCCCAUGGCUCGGCUCCUCCUCCUCCCUCUCCUCCUAGCCCUCCUCUUCUCCAUCUCCUCCGCGGAGAUCCGCUCCUCGGAGGUCCGAUCCGACGACCGCCCCAUCAUCCCCUUCGACGAAUUCGGAUUCACACACUCCGGCCGCCUAGAGCUCAACGUCUCCAAGAUCCAGCUCUCCAACAACAACCCCGAUCUCGACCUCGCCAAGGUCGGGUUCUUCCUCUGCACCAGGGACACGUGGCUCCACGUCCUCCAGCAGCUGGAGGACGGCGAGAUCACCUGCGCGCUCCAAUCGGACCUCAUCAAGACCGUGUUCACCUUCAAGGACAUCCCCGCCGGCAGGAAGGAGCACGGAGUCGUCUACAAGGAGACCGAUGCCGACCAAUUCACGCUCGUCUUCGCCAAUUGCUUGACCUCGCUCAAGGUCUCCAUGGACGUCCACUCCGCGAUGUACAAUCUCGAGAGAGGCGGCGGCACGCGCGAUUACCUCUCCGCCGGGAGGACGAUCCUGCCUAGGGUUUACUUCCUCUUCUCCCUGGCCUAUUUCGUUAUGGCCGGGAUCUGGAUUUCCGUCCUCUACAAGAAGCGCCUCACCGUUUUCAGGAUCCAUUUCUUCAUGCUCGCCGUUGUUAUCAUGAAGGCUCUGAAUCUUCUGUUUGAGGCCGAGGAUAAGUCUCAUAUCAAGAGGACUGGCAGCGCUCAUGGAUGGGAUGUGUUGUUCUAUAUCUUCAGCUUUUUCAAGGGGAUUGCUGUAUUCACUUUGAUCGUGUUGAUUGGAACUGGGUGGUCGUUCUUGAAGCCUUAUUUGCAGGACAAGGAGAAGAAGGUGCUGAUGAUUGUGAUUCCACUUCAGGUUGUGGCCAAUAUCGCGCAGGUGGUGAUCGACGAGACGGGGCCCUAUGGCCAGGAUUGGAUCACAUGGAAGCAGAUUUUCUUGUUGGUUGAUGUGGUUUGCUGCUGUGCGGUUCUGUUCCCCAUUGUUUGGUCCAUCAAGAACUUGCGGGAGGCUGCCAGGACUGAUGGCAAGGCUGCAGUGAAUUUGAUGAAGUUGACCCUGUUCAGGCAAUACUACAUUGUUGUGAUCUGCUACAUUUACUUCACCCGUGUGGUGGUUUAUGCGCUGGAGACGAUCACCUCGUACAAGUAUCUCUGGACCAGCGUGGUGGCGAGCGAAUUGGCCACGCUUGCAUUUUACUUGUUCACCGGGUUGAAGUUUAAGCCCGAGGCACAUAACCCUUACUUUGUCAUUGACGAUGAGGAAGAGGAAGCUGCCGCGGAACAGUUGAAGCUUGAAGAUGAAUUCGAGCUGUAAUUUUGUUGGAUGAAUGAGGGGAAGGUGUCCCACUGAGAUGAUUAAGGUUAGAAAGAAUUUACAAUCAGCUCUAUAUUUGUCUGUCUCGAAUGUUUAAGGGCGUCGUUCAUAUGUGAUUGUUAAUGUGGUACUUCUUGAUGUAAUUUUUGAGUUAAAGGGUUACUAGGAUAGCUUUUCUUUGUUAUAAUACUUUCUGAUGUGUGGAAAAAGUAGCCAUUUUGGAUACUGUUGCAUUACUCCAGACUGCAUAUUCAGUUACUAGUAUCUUUGACAAUUGUGUAGCCUCUGUUUUGUUAUCAAGCCUUAAUCGAUCUUUCCCUCCUUGAAUGCGAGGCAACGAUUCUUGUACCUAGGAAACUAACUCUGGCUAAUGGAAGGUGUUUAGUUGUAAUAGCUUGUUUGCUGCUGGAAUGAUGUUUUACAGAACUUUACAUAGCAAAUCAAAGGUGUCUAUGUUUCUCAUUUUAUAUGGUAGUAAUUUUCUCCAUGAUGGAUUAUUCGACUCGCGGCAAUUAGUGCAUGGCAUUGGCAGAAAGGUCUCUCAUGUUUGAUACAUGUAGGUUGUUAUUUGCCUUGAAAAAGCUAUUAAUAUGAUGUUACGCUUUGUUGCAUAUCUCAGUAUGAUUUCAAGGUUAUGUGAUUGUAUGUGAACUUUCCGUUGCCUUGUGUUGGGUAUUGGAUGGAUUUAUCCCGGUUAGAUGCACAGAACAGUUGCAGUGUCUAAAAUUUUGUCAACUGGUUUAUCGCCAUUGAUCUUGCGGGAUCUUAUCUGUUCUUCCUCUGCUUAUUAUUCUGGUUUCACUAUUCGUAGCCAGUUAACUUCUAGACAUGAAAGAAUCAAGGAAUUUGCAUCUUAUAUGCCUGCCACAUUCAUUGUGGUUGGGGAUCUCUUUCUUUAUUGGUAACAAGUAAACAGGUAAACCUAUAGUUUAAACUCAUUUGUUUCUAGGGCAAGAUUGUGGUUUAGCAAGCAUUCUUGCUUGUUGUUUCGUCAGAGAUGCUUUCGUUGCUCCUGGCAAUUUUCAUGUGAUUGUCUGUCACCAAAUGCAGUUUCCAGGUUGCUGUUUGUUUUUCUUGUUGUUGCAAGCCAAGUCGAUGAGUGCCUAUCAUAAAACUCAACCAGGUCAGAAACCGGACUCGUUCAGCCCAUUGUCGUAGCCCAACUCCCAGCCCGCUCUCUUUUCUUCCCAGCCCGCUCUUAAUUUGGGCAUUUUUCCAGUCACGUGAUCCCCGAUCCGCCUCAAGAAGAGAUGGGCCGGCCCAGCUCAUCAGCCCAUUCCACGUACGGCCUUCCGUUUAUCUAUGGUCCCAUUUGAGUUUGAAUUAAAUUUUGGGCGCCCGAUCCUCUCCUUAGUUUCAAAUCUUUUUUUUUUAAAAACCCACUUUUCCUCUCUUUGAAAAUUCCUCCUCGUCUUGUAGCUCGGAACUCUUUUCUUUUCCUUCUUCAGUUUUGAAGCUAUUACGGGUUAACGCCAAAAAUACUUUGCUUUCUUCUGCAGAAGGCAGAAAUAAAGCAGAAAUAAAGCA